Molecule: messenger RNA, 565 nt
Organism: Paraglomus brasilianum
Lineage: Eukaryota; Fungi; Glomeromycota; Glomeromycetes; Paraglomerales; Paraglomeraceae
Source: the annotation of a GenBank genome assembly
UGGUACUCCUAAUUCACAUCAUGCUCAUUCCAAAGAAGAAUCGCAGAGACAUCUACGAAAGUCUAUUCAAGGGUACAGUUAUUUUUCACAACAGCUCAUGUCUCUUCACUUGGCGUAUCGUUCACACAAGUCUUUACGCUCUUCUCCUCUCAUGUCAGAGGGAGUGCUCGUAGCAAAAAAGGAUUUCAAUGCACCAAAGCAUCCAGAUAUCGAUGUACCCAAUCUCCAAGUCAUCAAAGCAUGUCAGAGCUUAGAAUCGCGCGGAUAUGUGAAGACUCAGUUCUCCUGGCAGUACUACUACUACUCAUUGACUAGCGAGGGGAUCGACUACUUGAGAGAAUAUUUGCAUUUGCCACCCGAGAUUAUUCCAACAACGCUAAAGAAGCAGGCUCGGCCUCCUCCACCUAUGAGGGGUCGUUCAGAAACCGAAGGAGGCGAUAGCUAUCGUGGACCACGAGAUCGUGAUACUUAUCGACGUCGUGAUGAUGGUGGCAAGGAGGGAGCUUCAGGUGACUUUAAACCUGAAUUUAAAAGACGUAAUCCAAGGCCAUCGGGAGAUAUCUGA